AUGGGCAAGGAAGACGCUAUGGAGGCACAGGGCAGCGGGAGCAGUUAUAGGCCAUUUGAGCGCAGCGAAGAGGAGGACGACGAAGGAGCAGCAAGCCUGGGUGGAGAGGAACAACUCCAGGAGCAUGAUACUACGCAAGACCGUGUGGACUAUGAGCAGUUGCUGGGCGAUGAGAAUCUGAGUGCAAUGGACCGGCAGUACGCUGCUCCCACGAACAUACCCAGGCGGAUACAUAUCGUGGGCACGGGCAGUAUUGGCAAGCUCGUGGCGCAUUCAUUGCGAGGUCUGCCAGAUCCGCCGCCAGUCACGCUGCUCUUCCACCGCCCGCAGCUGCUUGAUGCGUGGGAGAAGGGCAACAAGCAGAUCACCAUUCAUGACGACGGGUUCGACGUACCACGGGGUGGCUUCGACGUUGAGCUAGCUCCAAAUGAGAGGAUGCAGCAUGGAGUGUUACUGCAGGAUGGCACGCCGGAUGUAUACGAUGUCGCCGAUGAAAACCUACGACCGCACGAGGCAAUCAAGCUCCUAGAAGAGGAGCAGAAGCAAGCCGCAGCGCAGCAGAUGCCAGAGCCUGCCGAGAGCGACGAGCAGAAAAACAGACUUCCGGCCAACGCACUCCGCUACAGCGAAUACCACUCGAGGGAGACAAUUCAUAACCUCAUUGUCACCACAAAAGCAGCCUACACUGUGCCUGCGCUUGCACGCCUCAAACCUCGUAUCCUGCCAACAAGCACGAUCUGCUUCCUGCAGAAUGGCAUGGGUACCAUCGACGAGCUCAACCAAAAGCUCUUCCCCGACCCGAAAGACCGGCCCAACUACGCCCAAGGCAUCAUCACGCACGGCGCCAACGUACCACCCGAACGUGCCGAACAAGACCCCUUCUACGCCGUCCACGCCGGCCACGGCACCAUUGCCCUCGGCCUCCUACCCCGCGACGACAUACCACGAGGCACCGACAUCGACCCCACCACCGCCUCCCGCUCACAAACCUGGAAAUGGUCCCAAUCCUCCCGCCACCUCCUGCGCACCAUCACGCGCUCCCCCGUCCUCUGCGCCGUCGGCUUCACCCCCACCGAACUCCUGCAACAACAACUCGAAAAACUCGCCGUCAACUCCGUCCUCAACCCCCUCACCGCCCUCCUAGACGCCCGCAACGGCAGCCUCCUCUACAACUUCGCCCUAACCCGCACCACGCGCCUCUUGCUCGCCGAAACAUCCCAGAUCAUCCGCAAUCUCCCCGAGCUCCGCGGCGUGCCCAACGUGAACACGCGUUUUAGUCCAGAGAGGUUGGAGACGCUGGUCGUGAGCGUGGCGAACAAGACGAAGGAUAAUGUGUCCUCGAUGCUGGCGGAUGUGCGGGCGGGAAGGGAGACGGAGAUUGAGUAUAUUAAUGGAUAUAUUGUGAGGAGGGGCGAGGAGCAGGGGAUCAAGGCGGUGGUGAAUUAUGGAAUCAUGCAGACGGUGAUAGGGAAGGCGAGAAUGGUUAGUAAAGAGACGAGGGGUGAUGUGCCGGAGAAUGAGGAAGGUGUACAGCUAUUGCAUGUGAUUGCUUUGAAGACAAUGGGUCGCUGUGUCGAUAGUGACGACACUGCAGACCCCAUCUAG
Saxophila tyrrhenica is the source of this 1605-nucleotide messenger RNA. RefSeq names its product 2-dehydropantoate 2-reductase (Ketopantoate reductase) (KPA reductase) (KPR) (gene PAN5). The transcript is spliced from 2 exons. Gene Ontology annotation, cellular component: cytoplasm; mitochondrion. Gene Ontology annotation, molecular function: 2-dehydropantoate 2-reductase activity; NADP binding. The coding region runs from base 1 to 1605 and encodes 534 amino acids. The record is from RefSeq and is a predicted model, not a curated record. Gene Ontology annotation, biological process: pantothenate biosynthetic process. NCBI's taxonomy places the organism in Eukaryota, Fungi, Ascomycota, Dothideomycetes, Mycosphaerellales, Extremaceae.